Galleria mellonella (greater wax moth) is the source of this 2480-nucleotide messenger RNA. RefSeq names its product GDP-fucose transporter 1 (gene nac). Gene Ontology annotation, biological process: GDP-fucose import into Golgi lumen; protein O-linked glycosylation via fucose. Gene Ontology annotation, cellular component: Golgi apparatus. Gene Ontology annotation, molecular function: antiporter activity. The record is from RefSeq and is a predicted model, not a curated record. The coding region runs from base 137 to 1144 and encodes 335 amino acids. The transcript has 5 exons. NCBI's taxonomy places the organism in Eukaryota, Metazoa, Arthropoda, Insecta, Lepidoptera, Pyralidae.
UCGUAAGUAUUUAUUAUUAUUGGUCAAGUACAAUAAUCGAAAUUUAUCUAAGUUUUUGCUAAAUUAAUGGAUAAUUUAUAUUUAAUUAUUCCCAGUAAUUCCCACUCCUGACAACGACUUAUUUAAAUUAAUAGCCAUGAAGGAGGCUCAGACGGAUUUAUGUACACGCUACAUUAGAAUUUUUAUUGUAGUUUCAUGUUAUUGGGUUGUAUCAAUAGCAACAGUGUUUGUUAAUAAAACAUUAUUGAGUGGACAAAGUGUAGCUUUGGAGGCACCACUAUUUAUCACUUGGUUCCAGUGUGUUGUAUCAUUCACAAUAUGUUUUUCAUUGAGCAACACAGGUGGCAUCCCUGGUGUGUUCAACUUUCCCACUGGCACACCAUGGAGAUUAGAAGUAGUAAGGAAGGUGAUACCACUUUCGUUAAUGUUCACAUUGAUGAUAGCAACUAACAACUUGUGCCUGAAAUAUGUGGGUGUCUCAUUCUACUACAUAGGCCGAUCGCUCACCACUGUAUUCAAUGUGCUAUUCAGUUGGAUAUUGCUUGGACAAACCACAUCUCUAAGGUGUAUUCUUUGCUGUGCAUUCGUUAUAUUUGGAUUUUACCUGGGCGUGGACCAAGAAAGUUUAUUAGAUUCGUUUUCUCUCAUAGGCACAAUAUACGGAGUUGUAGGAUCACUCAUGUUAUCCCUCUACUCCAUUUAUACAAAGAAAGUACUACCAAGUGUAAACCAAGAAGUGUGGUUGUUGUCAUACUACAACAAUGCCUACUCUAUUAUCCUUUUCUUACCGCUAAUUAUUAUGAAUGGAGAAGUGCACGUGUUGUGGAACUACAACAACUUUGAUAGCCUAUGUUUCUGGGUGCAAAUGGUGAUUGGCGGGGUGUGCGGGUUUGCAAUAGGCUAUGUCACAUCUUUGCAAAUAAAGGUGACGUCACCAUUGACCCAUAAUAUAUCUGGCACCGCGAAAGCCUGUGCUCAGACAAUAAUGGCCACACAGUGGUAUAGUGAAACAAAAAGCAGUCUAUGGUGGACUUCAAACGCGAUAGUGCUGGCCAGCAGUGCAAUGUACGCAAGGUUUAAGCAAAUUGAAAUGGAGGUUAAUUCUAGGAGACCAGUGCCAGAAGAGAAAAAGAGUUUAGUAUGAUCAUAGACAAAGUAGACUAGGAACGUAAAUGCAUUUGUAAAUAUUUUCAACUUUUGACAUGACUGCCAAUAAAUGACUGCUAAUGUGUGUAUGAAUGAUGAUGUAUGAAUGUUCAGAUUUUCAUGUAAUAUGUUUUUAUUAAUAAGGAUCUCGUUGAAUUUGUUUGUAUUAAUGCAAGAUAUACUACUACAGUAUAAAAUUAAUGUGACGAUCAUAAAUUUAUUAAAAAAUGUUUAUACUUUCUUAUAUUUAACUAAUCUAAUGUAGACUUAGUUGGAAAGGCCAUCCCAAACAAAGUUCAUGGGAUUGAACAAUUUUCCCCAAGGAAUAUAUUCGAAAUAUGGAAGCAUACAAAAAAGCGAUAACACAAAUGAUAUAGCUUGAAAAUAAAAAAAAAAAACUAUACUUUUAUAUUUUGAUGAUAUUCCUUAGAAAAAGGUUUUUUAAUUUCAUGAACUGCUUUUCUAAUUGGUAUACCCUUUCUAAUUAAUCUUGUUAUAUUAUGUUAUUGUUUAUAAAAAAAAAGGGCCAGUGCAAAUGAGAUACAAAAUUAUGAGUUUAAGAAAAAAGUUGCUGUAAGCAACUGUUAAUUUUAAGCUAACUAAUUAUUACAAUUACCUACAUUUAUAAAUUUAUUGUAUGAUACCAUAAUACUUUCUUGUGUAUGAAAGGGCAUAUAAUUUUAUGUAAUGUGAAGGAUAGGACAGCCUGCUCAUCAUUGACAUAUCAGUUUUUAUUUUCUUAUUAUUAUUGUAUUAACCUUUAAUUAUCCACUGUUGAAUAAGCCUUCCUCUAAUUGGGAUUUUGCCAAUAGUUGCCACGGUUGUCAAGUUUAAAGAGAGACGCUGCUGCCUAUCCCUUGACCAUUAAGCUUAGUCACCUCUUACGACACCCACAGAAAAGGAAGGGGUCCUUGGCACUUUACACUUGGCAUAUAUAGUAAACAUAACGGUACUUUUCUUUUUUGUCGAUAACUGUACACGAAAUAAAUAGGUAAAAAGGAAUAAAAUGGUAUGAUUUCUUUAAAAAAAUAAAAUAAAAAAUUAAUUUUGGAAAGAACACCAAGAUUUGGUUACUAAAUAAUGCCCAAUAUAAAAAUAAUAACACGUAAUAUAUAUACAUAUUAGUUUAUAUUAUAAAAUUAAUGUCACGAAGUCAAUUUCACUACAUAUAUUUUAUCCGCAGUUUUAAUUCUUAAUGCGUCAAUUAAUGUCACAAAGCCAAAGUCGCCACCUUAGUUGUUAAAUAUUUUCGACACACCAAAGCAAUACAUUGAGUAUGUUUACCCAGCUGGUAUUUAUUCCGACGUCACGUACUUUUCUAGAAUAUGUAAUAA